AUGACUGCCAAAGAAAAUCAAGAAACUCUACUAGAAAACAACACCGAACCAAAAGCAGAAGAGCUACUGCCUAAUAUUACUCCUUGUGUACAGGCAUCCUGCGUUCAGAUCUGCAUUGAUCCAUCAGAGUCACCUGAGCCAAUUCUAUCGUUCUUCCCAAGCCAUGCAAUCCCUAACCACGUUGACUUGUUAGCGUGUUGCCGCUGUGGUUUCUCCAUCACCAAUGCUAUCAUUGCCUUUUCUGAGGACGUCCCUGAUUAUGCGAUUGCCGUGAUGUUAGAAGUGCUGAGGAGAAUACCUGUUGGUAACCGGUAUAUUCGUGCAAGUUUGUUGCCUCAGAAGGGAGAUUAUCCUCUCGGUUGUAAGGAUGUAAUGAUAAUCAAUGUCGCCCUCAUCAAUGAGAAGGAGCUUGUGCAAUGUUUACUGCAAGGCAAUAUUGCUGGUGCAGGUUCGACUAAUGGUCAUGUGCCUGCUGUUACAUAUAUUUAUGACAUUUGUACUGUUUUUCGCAGCCUAAAUGGGUGUUGGUACGGAAGCUUUAGUGUAGAGAAACGUAGAUGUAAACGAGAUUAA
Molecule: messenger RNA, 573 nt
Organism: Dovyalis caffra
Lineage: Eukaryota; Viridiplantae; Streptophyta; Magnoliopsida; Malpighiales; Salicaceae
Source: the annotation of a GenBank genome assembly